Aedes albopictus (Asian tiger mosquito) is the source of this 1918-nucleotide messenger RNA. RefSeq lists its product as uncharacterized. The record is from RefSeq and is a predicted model, not a curated record. The transcript has 4 exons. Bases 230 to 1483 code for a protein of 417 amino acids. Lineage: Eukaryota; Metazoa; Arthropoda; Insecta; Diptera; Culicidae.
UCCCCAGCUUUUGGCACUAAGAACCUUACACCUCGAAGGAAUGAGGACCAACGUUCUAACGUCAAUCAACAUUCGCAAGCGGUAUUCAAUUAUUCAAGAGAGCUGCAAAUCUUCCCAGCAACUGAUUAGUUAAUAUGCAUUGUCAUUUCAGCAGCACCGUGAUACGAUCGAAAAAUCAUGACCCCAUCUGCAGCCGCUUCGUACAUCAGAACGGUGGAUUGUGUCAAACAUGAAGCUUCUACCGAUUGGCAAACUUUGCAUACUAUCUGUUCGUCGGGUGACGUCCCGUACCCGAGAGUAUUGGUCAAACGGCCCACCAAAUGAUUGCUUCAAAAUGUUGAACUUUUUGCAACUGUUGGCAGGAAACAUUCAAUUUGUCGAGCAUUGGUGGUCGAAGGAUUUCUACUGGAUCUUCAAAAUUCUGCUGUUGUAUGCAUAUGUUGUAACAAUUAUAAAAACGGUAUUCGAAUUCAUUGUGAUGCCAGGUUCACUUGUCAGCAUCUGGUGUGGUUUGAUGACAUUGGCAUUCACUCGUUGUUUAAUCAACGGAUAUCUACUGCAACGUUACAAUCCACUUGUAAAGGAUGUUCUAGAUUAUGUAAGCAAAAAGCCACCGCAUUCGGAGCGACUGCGGUUCAGAUCAAAGGUUUUAAUGAUAAUUCAAAUCAUGCUGACAAUUGUGUUUAUCAAUCAAAUCAUCAUGCUGAUACCCAGCGAGCAACGAGAUAGAUGGUUCAGUUUCCCUUCGUUGAGCUCUGUGAUUGGUCAUAAACUAGAAGCAAUCCUGUUUUUCGUAUAUACUGCAACGCUAUCGAUCAUCGGAGGACUAAAAUACUGGAGUUGUGCCGCUACCGUCACUACAAUGGUGAUGGGAUUGAAGGUUGAGUUGACCAUUUUAGUCCAAGAGUACGAAGAUAUACUAAGAAACGUACAAACGGGAUACAAUGUAGCGCUGGGCGAUCGAAUGGCAUUUUUGAAUGAUCUCACUGCUGAUAUUUAUGAUAUUUUCAGAAAACAUCAAGAGAUAACAGAAAAGACCAAAUUGAUCAGACCAUUACUAGAGGCUGGGUUCUUCGUUCUGUAUUACUGCUUUUUGCUAGCGGUUGGAUCCCUGCUGUAUGUAGUGAUGGAGGGUGGCAUUUCAGCAUCUUCAUCCAUAAUUGCGCUAGGAGGUGUUGGGGGAUUGAUAGAGUGCUAUUGGUGGACUAGCAUGGUUGAUUCCAUGCAAGAAACGAACGAAAAAUUUGGUGAUUGUAAUUUUGAACUACUGGCUAACCUUGGAUGUGAUGUACAUCAUCGAUCGGAAAUUUCGAAACUACGAAACAACCUUAUGAUAUUUUGGAUCAAUACAUGUACUGCUCAACCGAUCAAAUGCAUGGGUAUGGUAAGUAUAUCGGUUUUAUCAGUGGUGAACUUGGUUAACAACAGCUACUCAAUGCUGACAUUUCUAAUCGAGAUGGGAUCAAAAAGGAAUGUCAAUUAAUAAUUAAACACGUUAGUAUUGUAAUACUGCGGUGUGGCAUUUUGAUGAUAAUAAAACACAAUUGGUCAAAAUAUGGCGAAUCAAUGUCUCUUAACUAUCUAUCAAUGUGAUUUUUAUAUACUUGUUUAUUCAGAUCCUCAUAUUUGUACAAACUUAGGUUACGAAGUUGUUUAGCUCAAUAUUUCUACAUCCACGUCGAAUUGUACCUUCGUAUUUUUGGUAUUCGGCAUUCUUGUAAUAUGCCUUGCCCAACGUAUCCUUCCGGCUUUGGCAGUCACAGUUUUAUUCUGAGUGUAGAUAGUUGGGUAAAUAGGAGCCAUGGGCAAGUAACAUUCCACCUGACUCAGGACCUUCCGGGCCAUGGUUGCUUCUGACAGUAUCUACACCGUUUCAGUUAUACGGGUUAUCACGAAUGUCUCGUUUGUGCUGAUUUAG